UUAAUCCACUGCUCACUGAUCUCAUUCCUCCUGUGCAAGCUCCUUAAAUUGCUCAGUCGUACAGCACAAAGCUGCACAGACUCCUACCUGUUGGGUGAGAGAAAACGGAUCCCGCAGUUCAAUCCAAACCAACUGAUUGCAGGAUGAAGAAUUUCCUUCUCCUUGGGCUUGUCAGCUGCAUUAUUCUACCUGGACUGGUCCAUGGAGGUUUAUUGGGCAAGUCGCUAGUUUUCUCGACUCAAACCGACAGUAUUUAUGUGAAGUUGCUGCCUAAUGAAUUCUCCCAGCUCUCGGCGUUCACUCUCUGCCUGAGGGCUGCCUCAGAGGCGAAGCGAGGCUACAGCUUGUUGUCCUAUGCCACAGCGACUAAGGACAAUGAGUUGCUGCUCUGGCACAAUGAGGACACCAGGCUGUCCCUUUACUUUGGCAGCAACAUAUUCUAUUUUGCCCUCCCAGAGACCGAUGCUCUGCUGAGACACAUCUGCGUGAGCUGGGAGUCCUCAACUGGAUUCAUCACCUUCUGGCUCAAUGGAGUCCGGAGUCUUCAGAAAGUUGGGAACAGCGGUGCGGUGGUCCGAGGUGGGGGCACGUUUAUCCUGGGUCAGGAACAGGAUCAGGUGGAGGGCAAGUUUGACAGCAAGCAGAGUUUCGUGGGAGAGCUGACAGACGUCCACUUGUGGGACCAUGUCCUGUCAGCAAACGACAUCAAGGCGCUCAGUCAAGGGUGUCACAGCGCUGGGGGUAACAUCAUCAACUGGGACACAGUGCUAUACGAGAGCAGGGGGAAUGUGAAUGUGGAGGAUAAUCACGAUUGUAGCUUCUAAAAAAUUGGGACUGGUUUGGAUUUGAUGGGAGCAUUCACAUGCUGACUCUCCUACGGGCACUCCUGUAAAUGGACACAAGUGCAGAAACACACACAGACCUCAAAGUUUGGGAGAAGAUUUGUAGCUUGGUUGCUCUUUGUUGUGGUUCUGUUCGCCGAGCUGGGAA
Chiloscyllium plagiosum (whitespotted bambooshark) is the source of this 990-nucleotide messenger RNA. RefSeq names its product C-reactive protein-like. Lineage: Eukaryota; Metazoa; Chordata; Chondrichthyes; Orectolobiformes; Hemiscylliidae. The record is from RefSeq and is a predicted model, not a curated record.